This is a messenger RNA of Schistocerca nitens (vagrant locust), 3332 nucleotides long. RefSeq lists its product as uncharacterized. NCBI's taxonomy places the organism in Eukaryota, Metazoa, Arthropoda, Insecta, Orthoptera, Acrididae. Gene Ontology annotation, cellular component: terminal bouton. Gene Ontology annotation, molecular function: transmembrane receptor protein tyrosine kinase activator activity; protein binding. Bases 1 to 666 code for a protein of 221 amino acids. The transcript has 4 exons. The record is from RefSeq and is a predicted model, not a curated record. Gene Ontology annotation, biological process: positive regulation of MAPK cascade.
AUGGAGAAGGGACCAGGUGCUGUGCUCUCUGCCUCACUGGUGCUGAUGCUGGUGGGCUCUGGCGAUGCCUCCCUGCUCCUGCCGAGUGCAGGCGUGGGCCCGCGUCUUCGCUUGGCGCAGCCUCCGGAAGCGCAGCCGCCGGCGGCGACCGGCGACUCGGCGGCCGCAGCGGUGCCCAUCAGCGUCGGCACCGCGGCCGAGCGCUGGCUGUCGUCGCUGCCGUGGUCCAAGCGGCAGGGCGCCGAGCCGCACCAGCACCCAGACAUCCCCGCCGCGCUCACCGAUCACCUCAUCAUCCGGUCGCAGCGCGGGAACCGCCAGUACGACGUACCGCAGAUCGGCGCACGUGAGCUAAUGCGCCGGCGACAGACUCGAAUUCAGCUUACCCCGUCCGAGCCCGCAAAGUCGUCCCGGAGGGGACGGCUUCCCGCUCGACUACAAAUACAAUGUCCCCCUGCGGAAGACGGGAUGGAGAGAUUCGCGUGCCCAACACCGGAUCGCAUGGGCCGCUACCGGUGCAUUGAUGACCACGUCCUCUGCGACGGAUUCAUCGACUGUCCCAGCGGGGAGGACGAAGACCGCCAGGCGUGCAUGUUCUACAAGACGACUAAGGCUCAUCUAGACGUCUUGGCGGACGCGCUGUUGCGGUGGGCACGAGGUCGCUAAACAGCGACGUUCUGUCCAGAAACCAAUCAAUUUCAAUUAUUUCGUCUGUUACAAUACCUCACGUGGUUCCAAGAGCGAGAUCCCAACCCUAAACGCAUUGCACUGUGCUGUUUCAAUGUUUUGGGCGCUUCAUAGCUUUCAUCCUAUUGUCCCGACCCUUGUAGAUGAGAUGAAAUAUUUCUAUCUGAAUGUAUAAAAAGUUUACGUGUCUGUUACAUACUUUUUGUUGAAAGAUUGUAGAGGCGUUCAUAGUCUGAGGCAUGUCUACUUAAAAAUAUAUAUGUUUCUAGCUCAACUAAUUUAAAUAUUCAACAAAGACAUUUAGGAUAGUGCUGUCUCCUUUUGUUAGAUUAUUAUAAUUUCAUGAGACUGUUAUCAGACAUCACGGAAUAACAGAUGAACACGGUUUUUUUAAGUUCACAGAAGACCAAUAUAUAGCCUAACAAUCUCUUACUGUUGAGUUUGUUCAAUUUUGAGAUGGCUCACUAGAAGUGGGAAACGGUAUUUUUAUUCUGCUCGAGCAGAAAGAGUGCCAUCUACUUCUGUAUUCUAUUAAAACCGCGUUAUCCAUUUGGUUUAUUGUCAGCCGCCUGCCCAGAGCCUCAGCAGGGUGCCAUACAAUCAGUAUCCCCUUUAUGUAGUAAUUACUUCAUGUAACAACCAUACUGUAGUUACUGAUAUAAUAAGUGAUGAAUAAAUUACGUGAUUUCUCAUCGAGAGGGAGAUAACUAGUAGAAGUUGCUUAUGUAUAUGAAUUGCUGUAAUGUAUGUAGGCGCUAUUGUGAUGUCAACGGGCUACUGAAUAUUUAUUUGUUACCUGGCAAUAUAUUGUGUCAAUAUGUAUUGUAAUAGUAAUCAAUGUAAGCUGUAGUGUAGUAGAUAAUCCACAUUCACAUGUAUUCUCUGUUAGUGCACGCAGUGAAAUUAAAUUUUGCUUUUGUAGAGCAAAUCGAUGGCAGCAGUCUCGCUUUCUUCAGAAUGCGUUGUCCAGUAACGCUUCAGAGCAGUGCCAAAAACUUCAACAUAUGUUUUCUACGUUGUAAAAUAAAUACAAGAACCUGGUGAAUAAACAUCAACAACAACUGGUUGUGUAAAAUCAGUUACUUGCACUUGUUCUUACUGGGUUAUUAGAAUAUGUGUCUGUACAUAACGGUAGUGUCUUUUUAUUUUCCAUGACUUAUGAUUUAUGAAAUGAUAAUGUAAAGGCUGAGGACUGCUAUACUGGUCUGACUUUGUUAAUGCGACGAUGUAAGUGAAAGGCCACUUAUUUUGCACACAUCACUGGAGCCAUCUUAAGAAUGAACAGUGCAUUAUGAAACAAAAAUGAAUCUCAAGUAGUGAAACGAGAAAAAUUAUCAAAAAGAAACACUUUUGAUUUAAAUACUGUUAGCUCUGGAAGACAUAUAUUGCUACGUGAAAGAAGGGCAAAACUGCGUCGUUAAUCAUUACUGUAUACGACACAGUAUGACUUCAGACGCGGUUUGGUGCAAAAUAGAAGCCGUAAAUGUUCCUCAUGGGAAUCUACGUGAGCAAAAAGGUGCAACGGAUGCUGCUUUGAGAUAAGUGGUAAAGUACAGAAAACGUUUAUAUAAUGCUAAAUAAUUAACUUUCAGAUUACUUAAGCUGCUGAAAUUAAUUUCUAAUAUACCUUCUAUCGAUCCUCGAAGACGAAGAAUACAUUCCUGUGUUUAACUUAUAUACACUUAUGCGGAAUUGUGCCUCAUUCCUCUCAUAUAAUCUAAAUGCCUUACAGAAAUCAAGGAUAUAUGGUGCUGGAUUUACUAUCAUUGUGAUACCUCACUUCAAAUGUUCAAACAUUUUUACCCUUAGUUUUUUAAAAAAGAAGUACAUCAUAUUUUGACUGAAAGUACGUCUGAAAGUUGCAAGUUUCAGUCGGUACUCAGAGUCACAUCUUUACUCAAACCAAAAGUGAGUACUAUGCUACAUACAUGAAUUUACUAGCAUAAAUAUAAUAUUUUAAUCUAUAGCUGCUACAGAAACAGAACAGUUGUUUCAACGCAAUAUACUCCGUAAAAUCGUUAUCUUAACAGGUCUUCACAAGGACUAGUUACGAAUACUACUGAAACAAAAGUAACUUCUACAUUCCAAACCUGUGUAUCAAUAAACCAGAAGUAAUUAUGAAAAGCAGGUAUGGCUUUGAACAUACAUGUCGUCAGAAACGUCCAAUAUACUUUAAGUUUCGCAUCUAUGUAACAUGUAUCAGGUUGAUCAAACGAGCUUUUGUAUGUUCUAGAUGAAGAUGUCAUCUCCUGAAGCUAUCUGAACAUGAUUAGAAAACUAUUGUGAAAUAACGGUCCUAAUAAAAAAAGAAUAGCAAGAAUAGAUCUCUAUUUUGGUCAUAAUUCCACCCCACCCUACCCCACAGAUACAGAUAUGUGAACCUCACUCUAAAUUCUCGCCAAGCUAUAGAAACUAGGGAAAAACAUGACUGAAAAAAUACCGUGUAGCUUUUUCGAGGAUAUUUUUCUUAAAUUCUCCAACAUUCAUAGUCUAUAAAUAUUUACGUAUUAUAUGCAGAUGGUGCAAAGAGGAAAUUAGUUUAUAAAGUCAGCAAAUAUAGUGACAUUUGGAUUAGGUGUAUUUGCACAAUAAUGAAGCAAUAUGCCCUCAAAACUACUCGUAGUCCUGCACUUUUACAAAAAAAU